UGCCGCGACCAUUCUGUACCAACACGCCGCGCCGGUCGGUUUCACAGCGUUCCUCGUGUCCCCCCUCCGGUACCUACCACGAGGAGGUGCAGCCGUUCUCCAGCGAGCGAGGUCGCCUCCCCAGAGGGAUAAGAGAACCUGUCCUUGGGAACGAGGAGACGCCGCUAGUACCUUAUUCGCGCGAUCUCCUCUGUCCUCAUCAUCCUUCUGGCCGCGAAAUGCGAGUCGCGACCCGUGACGACAGGACGCCGCAGGACGGUACUCGGGAAGUGCUCCGGUGAAAGGUGCCGCGAGAGUUCCUUUUUUUUUCGAGAGGGCCCGACCUCACCGGGACCGGAGUAGUCUCUUCUUCUUCUACUACUUCAUCAUUCGGAUGCCGAAGCUUUCACGACGUCGUUCCGCGAAGAAUCUCUCACGAUCACUCUGUGAUCCUGCGCGGUCCUCGACUGGCGAUCUUUGACACUCUAAAUGAGCGUCGUUGAUGGACUCCGAAGGGAUUCCACGAUCACCUGCAAAACGGUGACAAAUUAAUUUCCAUUCCCGAAUUCAUGACUCACGGAUAGAUUCAACCAUUUUCGAGGAUUUCACUUUCUCAAAUCAAAAGACAAUCCCGCCUGCGCGAGCGAACUUGAAUUCGCGGCUCAACGGUUGUUCAACAAAGAUCCGAAAGGGAGCAGAUCGAAGAGUAAAGAACUUUCACGCUGCAUCCGAAGGCAAGUUGACCGAGGGACCAAUAAAUGAUGCACCUGGGUGACGCGCUCUUGGUUCGACUCGAAGCGUCGUGAGACGACAGGUUUCCAAAUAGAACGGGAAGCACCUGCGAGCGCUUCCGCGACGAACAGUGAGACACAGGUUCAACAUCUUCGACAUACGCCGAGUGGCAAUUAACGCGAUGCGCUGACGAUCGGACGCGCGUCCUCGUGGUUGUACAGACAAACGACUAGAACGAGUGUCCCUCUGGAACGAGGAUUUAACGGGGGUCUCACGCAGUUAGCUGCUGGUCGGCGCAGCUCGUUUGCGGGGCUCGCAGUGGCGGCUGCGGAGUUCGGCGGAAAUUAUUCCGUCAAGAUCGCAAUCGCGCUCUUGCGCGCGCGCCCGCGAGAGCAGCCCGCCCGGCGAUCAGGUUUCGCUGCGAGAAGAAAUCUCCUCACUCUUCCAGCGCGCUCGCCGUCGCGCCGCGCCGAAGAAAGAUCGCUAAGCACUCACCGUGAUCCUCGGGCUCGCUCUCGCGAGAGUCGGGACCGGGAGGACUAAUUAUGCGAGCUGGUGGGCACUGUGGGCCGCAAAAUGAGACGUGAAGCGGCGCCGCGUCGCGUCGCGGGCGGAAGAAGAGGAACGCCCUCGCCCACGGAGAGAAAAGGACUCGCGGCCGCGAAGAUCUCCGGCGAGAAGGGAAGGAAUCGAUCCCCAUUGUGAUCGGUAUUAGCGCGAGCUAGAGCGGAACGAAGCGAGACACCAGCAGUAGCGGGGUCAUCCCGCCGUCGCCGAGUCGAGCCGCGCCGAGCGAAGCCGCAAUUAUCUCUCUUUGGUAGCUAACGACCACGGCUCGUCCCAUUCGGUCUUGGUCGAUUUCAAGAUUUUUCCAAUUAUUAAUGCGGGCCCUUAGAAUAUACGGAUGGGCAAACCUGAAACAAAUGAAAGAGAUAAAGCUGUCUGGAAGAUUGAUUUGACGGAAUUACGAUCACUGAUAACGGGGGAGAAAGAUGACGAUGACGCGCGGCAACAGUCCACUCGUGGCCCUGCGAUCGCUGUUGGUCGUCGCCGUGGUCGCCGCCUCAACGGUACCGGGAACCUGGAUAAACUUGGGUCUACGACAUUUUCCGCAAUUGGAAGAGGCACAGACGAUGGAGACAUACGACGCGGGUGCUUCUACGAUUUGCGGCGGUCUGAAGGGCUUGUCUCAGGGCCAAGGGAAGCUCUGCCAGCUGUCGGUAGAUCACAUGUCCAGUGUAGCUAAGGGCGCGAAGUUUGGCGUCCUGGAGUGUCAGCAUCAAUUCAGGGAUAGACGAUGGAACUGCUCCACCGUGCACGACGAGACUGUGUUUGGUCCUAUGCUCCGAAUAGCGAGCAGAGAAACCGCGUUUGUUCACGCGAUUACUGCCGCCGGAGUGGUCUACUCCAUCAGUCGUUCCUGCCGCGACGGUCAGUUGUCAUCGUGUGGCUGUUCCAGGAGUAGCAGACCCAGAGAUCUAAAUCGAGACUGGAUCUGGGGUGGAUGCGGGGACAACCUGGAGUAUGGCUACAAGUUCACGCAGGCGUUCGUGGACGUGCGGGAGCGCGAACGCAGCUUUAAGAGGGGCAGCCGGGAACAGGGCAGGAGUCUGAUGAAUCUGCACAACAAUGAGGCCGGUCGCAGGGCCGUAAUCAAAAGGUCCAAGGUGACGUGCAAAUGUCACGGCGUUUCCGGAAGCUGCAGCCUCAUCACCUGCUGGCAACAGCUCGCCUCAUUUCGUGAAAUCGGCGACUUUCUGUUGGACAAAUACGACGGUGCGACAGAGGUCAGGGUCAAUCGGCGCGGCCGCUUGUCAAUGCGCGAUCCGAGAUUUUCCGUGCCUACUGCCAACGACCUCGUCUAUCUAGACGACUCGCCGAACUAUUGUCUUCCAAACGACACUCUGGGAUCACUAGGUACACAGGGCAGAGUGUGCAACAGAACGUCGUCCGGCAUGGACGGCUGCAAUCUCCUCUGCUGCGGCAGAGGUUACAACACGCAGAAGUCGACCAUCAGGGAAAGAUGCGAGUGUAAGUUUCACUGGUGUUGCUACGUCGAGUGCAAGACCUGCGUGAAGAAUGUCGACAUCCACACCUGCAAGUAGAGUAAAUAGCGCUGCUAUUUAUUUUUUAUAAACUAUUUUUCACCGGAGCUCACUCUCGCAUUAUUGACGAUGUUAUACGUGUAAUUAAGCGGCACGACGUGUCCCGGUGACAGUGGCAUUAUCGUCUCACAGCCAGUGAAUCCUGUUGCGAUACACAAAGAUACGUCGUGUACUCCGAUCUCUAAUAAUUAUCCAUCCUCGACGAAAAAUCCGACUACGCAUUAAACUUGACUUCUUCAGAAUGUAUUACGUGUAGAUUUCUAUGCAAUGUUAGAUUGUCUGUAUCCCGUCGAACGUCAGUUUGAACAUCUACAUUCGCAAGUCAGAAUCGAUUUCACUGAGACAGCAUGAAUUAUUUGCGGCCUACAAAAAAAGAAAACUUAAACGAAAUAAGAAAUUUCUAUUGCGUGUAUUCGUAUAAAUUAAGCGCUUCGCGAAUGUCUCACCAUUAUUGAAUUAACGCGAUUUUCUACUGAAGCUGAGAUAAUUUAACUCUGCUUCCUGUGAAAAUAUCUUGCGUUAAAUGAACGACGUUACAAUAGCUAGUUAAACGAUUUUUAGUACAUAUGAUAACGCUAAUGCGUUGAAGCGGAUAAUAUCCAUGCCGUUUUAGGAACGUAUCCUGCAAACAGGAUCUUUUUAACAUGGAUGAAUAUUUAUUAGCGACUCGAUUAUGCUGUGUAAUACACGGAUAAGUUAUUUUAAAUUUUUUAUAGUAACGUUUUACGACACACACAUAGCCAUAGAUGUAAAUUAUUCGAAGUGUUCAUUGUAUUUCUAUUUAUUUGCAUUGAGCGAGCAAUUUAGUCUAGUGACCCGCAUAACGAUGAGCGCAUAAAGGUGAGCGACACUGAGAUACAUUGGACCGAUACUUAAGAAUACCGCAACUGAAGUAUCAAUUAUAUCUUAAUAUAGGAUAUAUCGUUAUUUCACAAGUGUCGGUAAUAUAAAAGGAAAAAAAGAUUUCAGAUAACUUGAGGAGAUCUGAAGUUAUUUUUUUAAUUUACAUAUACAGGAUGAAACAGGAGUACCUCUGACAAUUGCACAGGCUUGUAAGAGAGUAUACAAGCUGUAUUCUCAUAUAUACUAUAUAUUAAUAUUUCUUAAAUUCUCGGUUCCUUGUGACAAAUUCACUAAAUCUUCAGAAUUAUUUCUGUAUCAACCUAUAUAUGUACAUAUAUAUAUACGUAAUUUAAAUUUUUUAUCUUUAGUCAUUAUGGUAAAUCACUUAACAACAUUCCACUUGUAUCACAGAUUUAUCUGAUGGAAUGUAUUUGCCUUGGAUAAUAAGAUAAUAUGUAAGUCAGCUAGCAUUGUAUUUCCUGUAUGCUAAAUGUUUAUUUAAUAGCAAUACAAUUAUUUAUUUUUACUCCUAGAUACUGUAAUGUACAAAACUUGACAUUUCACAGUGGACAGAUAGUGGAAUAAUAAAAUAUCGUACACUGAUCACUAA
This is a messenger RNA of Odontomachus brunneus, 4269 nucleotides long. RefSeq names its product protein Wnt-5b-like. The transcript is spliced from 9 exons. The record is from RefSeq and is a predicted model, not a curated record. Gene Ontology annotation, cellular component: extracellular region. NCBI's taxonomy places the organism in Eukaryota, Metazoa, Arthropoda, Insecta, Hymenoptera, Formicidae. Gene Ontology annotation, molecular function: cytokine activity; frizzled binding. The coding region runs from base 1704 to 2816 and encodes 370 amino acids. Gene Ontology annotation, biological process: cell fate commitment; multicellular organism development; canonical Wnt signaling pathway.